CUGUGCACCGUAAAUUCCGUCAGGAGUGUAUGCCAGAGUAGUAGUUUAAUUUUAGAAAUGCUUGUUUUCCAAAUGCGUAAAAUGUAACCAGCAAAGUCCUGCUUUUAAUGCAUUACGUUACCUACGGAAUAUCAGGACAUUGUGGGCGGUUCAAAGAAUACCAAUUAAAUUGACAAACUUUGUUUAAGUUUUAACUAAUGGCAAAGAAAAAAUGUGUUGCACAAUACAACGACGAUACAGGGGAGCAGAGCCCUGUUUCAACCCAUCAUGAGUCGACCCAGGAGGAUGAUAGACUGUCUGAAGGUGACAGCCAAUCCUUAAAUGGGACAUCAGCACAACAUGACCAGGGCAUUUACUCUCCAAAUAAUGAGGCACAAAGCACAGCUUUCUUUCUGUUGGUGGUGUUGCUCUCUUUUUCCACACGCCUUUACAAAAUCAUGGAACCCCCUCAUGUAUGCUGGGAUGAAACCCACUUUGGGAAAAUGGGGAGUUACUACAUUAACAGGACCUUCUUCUUUGAUGUCCACCCACCACUUGGCAAAAUGCUGAUCGGGCUAGCUGGGUACAUGACUGGCUACGAUGGCACCUACCCUUUCCUUAAACCUGGGGACAAAUAUGAGCACCACAACUACUGGGGGAUGAGAGGGUUCUGUGCAUCUCUGGGCUCCUGUCUGCCCCCCUUUGCCUACCUCACAGUGCUGGAGUUGUCCCAGUCCCCGACAGCUGCCCUCAUCACUGCUGCAGUGCUGGCCUUUGACACUGGCUGCAUAACCAUCUCUCAGUACAUCCUUCUCGACCCCAUUCUCAUGUUCUUUAUAAUGGGAGCAGUGCUCAGCAUGGUCAAGUUUAAUCGACAGAGAUAUAGGCCCUUUAGCGCACCCUGGUGGUUCUGGCUGGUACUGACAGGGGUGAACCUGUCUGGGGCUCUGGGGGUUAAGUUUGUGGGGCUGUUUGUCAUCCUGCUGGUGGGAAUGAACACAGCCUGGGACCUGUGGAGUUUGCUGGGGGAUCUGCGCCUCUCUCUGAUUGAUUUUGGGAAGCACGUGUUGUCCAGGGUGUUUGGGCUUAUCCUGCUUCCCCUGUUCCUGUAUGUUACAAUAUUUGCAGUCCACUUUGUUGUCCUGAACAAAAGCGGUCCAGGAGAUGGCUUCUUCAGCUCUGCUUUUCAGUCCCGUCUGAUUGGAAACAACCUACACAAUGCAUCCAUGCCUGAGUACCUGGCAUAUGGCUCUAUCAUCACUGUGAAGAACCUGCGUAUCGCUGGAGGAUACCUCCACUCUCACUGGCAUCUGUACCCAGAGGGUGUCGGAGCAAAGCAGCAGCAGGUCACAGCAUACCUCCAUAAGGACUAUAACAACAUGUGGCUGGUGCAUAGAUCCAAUGACCGUGAUGCACAAUCAGGAGAACCUGACCUUGUUCGUCAUGGUGACAUUAUUCAAUUGGAGCACAAAGAGACUACCCGUAACCUUCACAGUCACCUUCACGAGGCACCUCUCACUAAAAAACACUUCCAGGUCACAGGCUAUGGCAUCAAUGGAACAGGUGACCCUAAUGACCUGUGGCAGGUGGAGGUGUGUGGGGGUCGGAAGGGCGACCUGGUCAAGGUGUUACGCAGCAAAGUACGCUUCCUGCACCGAGCAACUGGCUGUGUGCUCUACUCCUCUGGCAAGACUCUCCCCAAAUGGGGCUGGGAACAGGUGGAGAUUACAUGUAGCCCAUAUCUGAAGGAGACCCCAAACUCUCAAUGGAAUAUUGAGGAUCAUAUCAAUGCCAAAUUGCCCAACAUUAGCCUUUCAGUGCUGAAGCCCCACUUCCUGGAGAUAUUGCUGGAGUCCCACAUCGUUAUGAUCAGGGGUAACAGUGGGUUGAAGCCCAAAGACAAUGAAAUGAACUCUAAACCCUGGCAUUGGCCAAUCAACUACCAGGGAUUGAGGUUCUCUGGAGUGAAUGAGACUGAAUACCGUGUCUACCUGUUAGGGAACCCUGUGAUCUGGUGGCUGAACCUGGUCAGUCUGGGCCUGUAUGUGGUUAUGGUGGCAGUGGCCUCUCUGGCCCUCCGCAGAGGAGUCCAGCUGGACAAGAGAAGAAUAGAGCAUUGUCGCGUGCUGAUGGAAGGUGGAGGGCUGCUGCUCCUGGGCUGGUUGCUGCACUACGUACCCUUCUACACCAUGGGCCGCAUCCUCUACUACCACCACUACUUCCCUGCCAUGCUCUUCAGCAGCAUGCUAACAGGGAUUACUUUGGACACCCUGCUGCAGAGUGCUGACCUAUGGCUCCGCCCACCCUAUUCUCACUGGCUGCUCAGAGGAGGACAGGCAAUGCUAUUCCUGGCCAUCCUUGAUAGCUUUUACAUGUUUCACCCUCUGUCCUAUGGUAUGAGAGGGCCGCUGGCCCAUGACCCUGAUAGUACCAUGGCUGGCCUGAAGUGGAUGGACUCCUGGGAGUUUUAGGCAGGUGAACAGUCAGGAAGAGUUCUGACUGGCAUAGUGAUGUAUCAGUGGUAUUUUAGCAGACAUGCAAGUGUCUGUUUCUUAUACACUAUGUGAACUUCAGUAUUUUUCAUAAUGUGCAUAGCUAUGGAUUGUUAAAUAUUUAACAUUAAAGUAUUUUAUAUAGUCAGUUACGUCCAAAUAUUUCUAAGUGUUUUAAUUCAACAUUGAAAACUGAAUAUUUUAGUGACUUUCUACACUUGAAUUGCGCAGCAGUGCAUUGUGAAACAAUACUAAGAACAGAAUAUACUGUUAACAAUCAUAGCCUACUCUUUUUGUGUUGGGAGAUAAAAACGUGAUAAAUACAUUCAUGUGCAUUAGGUGGAUGUUGAAAUGUGUGAAUGAUGUGUUUAUUUAAUUGAGACCGUUAGUGACGUCUAAUGAUGUCUAUUGUACUGCCUUAACAUGUUUUAGUUUUUUCUUGACUGAGUUGCAAUAAUGAGCUAAGUGCCUAGGGACUAAAUCAAUUUUAAAUACUUAUGGGAAUCUAAUAUUCUAAUUUAAAAGUUUUAUGAUGGGAAUGAGAACCUGUUUCCGUUACAUUAUAACAAAUUAUCUUGUAAUGUUUUCUCGAUCUUAGUGUGCACAGUAUUGUAUACAUCUUUGGCAAGAUACCGUGCUUUUAAUGACUGUUCGUUCCGCAUUUUGCUUUCCCAAAGAAAGGAAUCUGUUACUUUUCAAUACAACUCUCCAAACAACCUUUGUAUAUAGUGCACAUUCAUUGCCUUUUGUUUAUCCUGCGGUGUCCUAUAUAUAUAUAUUUUUUUGCAAUGUGUGAUCUUAUUUCAUGUGUGGGUAUGAUUUUAAUAAUUUGUUUGUUUUUUUGCAUUUGUGACAAGUUUACAGACAUGAUCGUCAUACUUCUCAAAUACAGAAAAGCACCACAAUGUCA
Molecule: messenger RNA, 3381 nt
Organism: Oncorhynchus kisutch (coho salmon)
Lineage: Eukaryota; Metazoa; Chordata; Actinopteri; Salmoniformes; Salmonidae
Gene: pomt2
Product: protein-O-mannosyltransferase 2
Exons: 21
Coding region: 198-2450 (750 amino acids)
Biological process (GO): protein O-linked glycosylation via mannose
Cellular component (GO): membrane; endoplasmic reticulum
Molecular function (GO): dolichyl-phosphate-mannose-protein mannosyltransferase activity
Source: RefSeq, a predicted model, not a curated record